Messenger RNA from Mytilus trossulus (common blue mussel), 633 nucleotides. RefSeq names its product perlucin-like protein. Bases 55 to 549 code for a protein of 164 amino acids. NCBI's taxonomy places the organism in Eukaryota, Metazoa, Mollusca, Bivalvia, Mytilida, Mytilidae. Gene Ontology annotation, molecular function: signaling receptor activity. The transcript has 6 exons. The record is from RefSeq and is a predicted model, not a curated record.
UUGAUACUUGUGCAACCACCAGAGGAUACGAUUAACAUAUUCAAAAAGGUGAAGAUGAUUUUCAUUUUACUUGUCAUAUUUUGCUGUGUAUUGGUUGUGAAAUCGGAAGAAAAAGCUCCGAGAUGUGUACCAGGAUGUAGACCAGCAUGCAGACCAGGGUGGAAAGAAUACAAGAAUAGCUGUUAUUUCUUUUCUACUGACCAAAAAUCCUGGCACAAUGCGGAGGUCGAGUGUCGAAAUCUUGGAGGCUACCUUACACAAGUCACUGAUUCUGCCGAAAAUUCAUGGAUUGUGACUAUGAUCAAAAGUAAAAAAGUGAUUCAACAGGACUACUGGAUGGGUGCAAAUGAUUUGAAGGAGGAGGGCAGUUGGAGAUGGGUGAAUGAUUUGUCUAAAGUAUAUUUUAACAGUUGGAGAUCGGGUGAACCUAAUGAAUACCAACAUGUCAGAGGCGGAGAGGAUUGUGCUAAUUUUCGGCAAUUGAGAAACUAUACAUGGAAUGAUCAGCCGUGCGUCGAUGAACUUGGGUAUAUUUGCGAGAGCUCUUAGUGUAUGAAGUACCUUCCUCUCAAGGACAGUACCAACGUGCAGCUUGUCGUAAUUAAAUGAAAUAAAGUUUAAUUCAUACUUUAA